GUGUGGAGUUUGCAUGUUCUCCCCAAAAGGAUGCAACAUUAGUUGGACGCUCUGUUUUGUUCCUUGGUCUGAGUGCGAUUGUUGUCUGUCUCCAUGUGCCCUGCCAUUGGCUGGCAACCAGUUCGUUGUACCCAGUCUCCUGUCAUGUCCCCAACUGGGAUAUGCUCCAGCACUUCCGCAACCCUUCAUGACCUGCCCUCCCAGCAAGCGCCUCCGAGGCCUGAACCAGGACAUCCCGAAGGCGGACCCCUUGGAGGCCGACCCCUUUGGGGACGACGACGACUUCACUCAGGAUGACCUGGAUGAGAUCGACACCAUUGCCUCGCAGGCCAUCAGCUUCACCGCUGCGCCGGCGACUAGACCGGGAUGGGAGCGAGCGCACGGGUCAGGAUUUCGUCCGCCGCUGGAGAGAGAGAACGCCGGCGGCCUCAGUGGCCUGGGCGACCAUUUGGGGGCACACAGCAGAGAGCCUCUGGGCAACAGGGCACAACAUGUCGGUGCACACCGAGAGGACUCGUACAUCUUGCUGGAAGCACAGCAUGCAGAUCUCCGGAGGAAGCUGAAGGAGGUGGAGGAGGAGAUUGUGCUGAAAAACGGCGAGAUCCGGGUGCUCAGGGACUCGCUGAGAGGGGUCCAGCAGGAGAAGGAGACCCAGAGGCAGACCCUGGCCCUGCUGGAGAAGCAGAAGCUGAGAGAGCAGAGUGACAAGGAGAAGGAGCUCAACAAGAAGGUUCAGUCGCUGCAGUCGGAACUGCAGUUCAAAGAAGCCGAGAUCAAUGACAUGAAGAGCAGGCUGCUCAGCGUCGACAGGAGCAAGCCGGCGUCGCCGCUGCCGCGGAACAGCCCCAAAGUGCCCAAUUGCCUUCUCCAGCUUCAGCACAGCGGAAGCGCCUCCUCGCCAACAGGAAGUGGUUUCAUCACAAAGGAGGCGUUCGCGGCGCAUCUCCCGUCCAGAAACGCGUCGCUCAAAACUCCCGCCAAGACGUGCAGAGACGGAGCUGUUGACAAACAGGAAGCCGCCUGGCCUGAUCCGUUCCAGCGCGACCGACCGGCACACCAGCAGCACCGAGGUGGGGUCCUGCUGGGCUUGUUGCUGCAGCAGCCUCUGUCUCCCAGCACCAUUUGCCUCUCUCACCUGCUGUCCGUCAGCCGGAGUGACGCCCGCUCGACGGCCAGGCCGGACUCAACCCCGGCGCUGUGGGACUUGAGGUAAAAUAUUUGCCGAGCCCCCCGAGCGGGCCUCAGCGCGGUUCAGAGUCUGGCGGUGACCGGACUCAACAUGCUGAGUCAAAGUCGACCUAGGUCAGCAAACGCCAACAAUGGGUGUCCCGGAGCCGUGCUUCUCCUUCCACUGCUGGACCUGCACUUGUCUCGCCUCUGUCAGGCCCUGGAUGCCCAGGGCACGGCCUCCGGGCCUCUGCUGAAAACGCACCCGGGCCCCACGGGACCGGGUAGGCCAGACGAGGCGGUCGCGAGUGGCGAUAGUCUGGAAGAUGCCGGGCUGGCGGCACUGAGGAUCCUGCACCUGCUGAUGGACCACAGCGAUGAGGUGGUCCAGGCAGUUCUCUCAACACAGAGUGAAGGCAGCACGGAAAACCAGGUCAGCACCGCUGUGGCAGCGGAGCCUCUCGACUCCCACAAUGCCGUGCUGCGGUCCGUCUUGCGCCUCUGCCGCGCCAGUGGAGCGGGAGGUGCGCUGGAUGAGAUCGCGGUCAGCGCCGUGAAGGCGGCCAGGGUCCUGAUCGAGAGGGCGCCGGAUGUGCACGCCGACCGGCUGCCGCGUGUGCUGGAGGCGCUGCGCACGUGCGUGUCGGCCCACGUCAAGCCACGCGUUCUCGCCGAGUGUGCCGCCGCCCUGUUGUGUGCAUGUGACCGCACUUCGCUCUCUCGGCAGGUCUGCUCCCAGCACGGUGAACCCUGCAUCAUCCUGAAGUUGCUGCAGCACGUGCGGAACAGACCCGUCAAGCAGGCGUCGCACGCCGAACUCAUCCUCCUGGACCUGCAGGUGGUUCGAUUGUUCAACCGGCUCACUCAGACGGCGGAGAGCUGGCAAAGCAACAGCUGCCAAUGCUACACUGAGCUGGUUCAGACGUCGGUGGGUCUCCAUCGUCAGUGGCUGGAACUUCACGAUUCCCCGGAGCCGACGGCCAGGUCACCUGACCCCGACGCCGGCGCGUCGUGGUGGCGACGGCCGGCGGCGGCGCUGCUGCGCGAGUGCCUCCGUCUUCUUCACUGGCUCCUCUACCAUCACGCCGGCUUCUCGGCCAGCUGCAGGUCGCUGCUGCACAUGUACGACCAGGCCGUACCGGCCGUGCGAGACACCCUCAGGAAGAUCCCCGAGCUGAGCGAGAGCGAAGAGCUGGCCUUGGAGGAAAUCUGCCGCCCGGAAGGCGACGACACCGACGACCAGGACAGUGAUUCCGGCUCAUGAUUGGUUCAUCGCCGUAAUGGACACUUUAUUACUGUAUGUGCCACAAAGUCCAAAUUCAGCAAGGAAAAACAGAAGAACCAGACUCUAAAGACAUUGAACAAUAAUCAGGAUAAUUAAAAAAUAUAUAAUAUUAUCAUAUAUAUAUAUGUAUAUAAAUGUUUGGCCGAUUACCUCGCUUGCUGCUGCUGUUUGUGAUUCUCUGCAAAACAGAAACGUUAACCAUUUAGGAAACAGCCGCAUACAGUUUUGAGCCUUAUACGGUGGCUGUAUCCGCUUUUGUUUUUUGUGUUUGCACUUUACAGCCACCGUACACUUGAGCACACGGGGAGGGAACGAACAAUGACAGUUAGAGUGACAGGUGACGAAGGGCUGUUUUCUGCCACCUUCAGUAGACGCCCACACAAUCUGCAGAUGUAGAGCUGGUAUCAUUUUUCGCGAUUGUACAGCCUUAUUUUACAUACAUGGGGAUUUUGUUUGUUAUUCAUUCAAAAUUCUCAUCCAAGAACUUUAACGUUUGCCUGUACUGUAUUCCACUGGGUCUUUACUUGGUCCUCUUAUUUUCCAGUUUCUACAGUCGUGGAAAAAAGUGAUUAGACCACCUGUGUUCCUUCAAUUUCUCGUUGAUUUUAAUGCCUGUUAUCACAAAAGGAUGAAAUGACAAAAAUCCAGCUGA
This is a messenger RNA of Syngnathoides biaculeatus (alligator pipefish), 3104 nucleotides long. RefSeq names its product ATR interacting protein (gene atrip). Gene Ontology annotation, biological process: DNA repair; DNA damage checkpoint signaling. The record is from RefSeq and is a predicted model, not a curated record. NCBI's taxonomy places the organism in Eukaryota, Metazoa, Chordata, Actinopteri, Syngnathiformes, Syngnathidae.